AUGUUCAGAUUACGGACAAUAUCGCUAUGGUCCUUCGCUGGGAUUUCCAUUCUCUUAAUUGCAUCAUACGUGACGUAUGCCCCUGUAUCGAAGGCCGACGCACAGCUUCGCCCAUUCCCUCAGGAGGUUAAAUGUCCAGAAAGUUUAUCUGACGCAAGAAACAAAUCUCGUAUUACAACACAAGGGGGUCGGAUAUUUUUCCUUGAAACCUCCGAGAGGACAAUCCCCAACUUUCAGGCCAUGUGUGCCGUAGAAUCUGCUGCCAUCACCCACCCAAACACCAAAGUCACUGUCUUCAUGAAAGGAUUAUCCAGCCAGACCCUCCCGCUGCCACGGAACCUCGGAUUUUCGUUCCUAAGCUGUUUCCCCAAUGUUGAAUUUGCACCUUUGAACUUUAAGGAACUUUUUGCCAACACCCCUCUCAGUGGUUGGUACACUGCGGUGGAAAAAAACGAGCAGUUUUCUGACUUUCCCAUCGAUUCUGAUGCCUGCCGGCUGGCUAUCCUCUGGAAGUCAGGAGGUAUCUACUUAGAUACUGAUUUCAUAAUCCUGAAGAAUCUAGAAAAUCUCACAAACAUGAUAGGAAUGCAAUCUCUGUAUACGCUAAAUGGCGCUUUCUUAGCCUUCGAGGCCCGGCAUCGGUUUAUUAAGUUGUGCAUGGAGGACUUUGUUAACAGAUAUAAUUACUGGUUUUACGGACAUCAAGGACCUCAGCUCCUGACUCGGGUUUAUAAAUGGUGGUGUUUGAUCCAUAGAUUAAGGGACCGAAAAGAGUGCAGGGGAGUCAGUAUACUCCCUAAAGAAGCCUUUUACCCGGUUGACUGGCAGGACUGGAGGAAACUUUUUGAGACUAUCAGCAGAAAAGACCUUAAAGUGCUACUAAUGAACACAUAUGGCCUCCACCUCUGGAAUAAGAAGAGCCAGGGAGGGCAACACAAGGAGGGAUCGAUGAUAGAUCAGUUAGAAGCAGAAUUCUGUCCUGAAACAUAUAAACUAAUGAAGAUGUGUCUUUGAAACUGUGACAACAAAUCCUCAAACAUCACAAUUCGAAACCAAAUAAGUCAGACUGAUAUCUGUCCCUUCAGAAACCCUUAGAAUGUGCUGAAUGUGUGUGUGGGCAUUUCCUGGAAGCGUCCUUAACACACAUUGUAUUAAUAAUUACAAACUGUACCUUCUAAAAGGGAUCACAAAGUAUUUUAUAUUAUCCUACCCAGUGGCGUACACAUGAUUCAUGGGGCACCGGUGCGAGAACUGAUCCAUGUGCCCCCCCUCCCCCUUGCUCUUACACUGCGUGGGCCCACCUUCACAAGGGUUGGGGGGACCUAAGGACUAUAUAGCGCCAGGAAAACAAGUUUGUUUUCCUGGCACUAUAGUGGUCCUUUAAUGACAAACAUUCAAAUACACUUACAGACAAACAGAUACCCAUGCAGACCAAGAGAUACACAUACAGACCCACAUACAGACACACACACAGACACACAGAGAUACACAUACAGACACACAGAGAUACACAUACAUACACACACACACACAUGCAGACACACACACACACACACUCAUAGUGACAGACCCACAUACAUACUCACUGACAAACACAUAUACACUCACUAACAAACACACGCUCACUAAUAGACAUGUAUACACACACACUCACUAACAGACACACACACACUCUCACGAACAGAUGCAUACACACUAGCUAACAGACACACACAUUUACUGACAGACACACACUCAGUGACAGACAGACACGCAUACACACUCACUUAUAAAACAUACACUCUCACUGACUAACACACACUCACUAACAGACACCAAACAGACUCACUAACAGACACACGAUCAAUAACAGACACACACAAACUAACACACUCAGUAACAGACACACACACAGUAACACACUCACUAACACACACACUCACUGACACACAAAAACUAACACACUCCAAGAUUAAUGGAAGCUAUAGCACAGUCUAAACUAGGAAACCACUCGAAACACAUUGAAGUUUGGAACCUCUGGAUCACAUUUAGCAAAAACAGGGCAUCCUCGACGGACGGGACGGACUGUCACAGGGGGGGGGGGGAGGAGUGGAGGUACUGAAGUGGGGAUGACUCGCAAGGGCCAACAGAGCAUUCGGAAACAGGUACCAACGAAAUAGUAACUAUACAGUAGACCUAACAAAGUCAACGAAACCCCACAGACAAAAAUUCAGACCUGAGUGACGAUUACAGUUAACGCGCAAUCAACUCCAACGACUGUGACUCAAAAAUACAAGAGAUGGCCCACACAGACCGAACGAGCUACAGACAAACAUAGUAUUAUUAUUAGUACUUAUACUCAUACCACAACGCAGCCUUUAGGCUCUCUUAGUAGACAAGGUACCCAAAGCGUGACUAAAUUUCCCACGAAACUAACUAUCGACACCAAAUUCCCACCUAGCACGAAUAAGACCCUAGUAGACCAUACAGCUGAGACAACUACAUUCGGUAUAAGCAAAAGGUAUAACUUUGUCAUUCUUUGUAUUCAUUGUAUCCAUGAAAACCAUGUUCUGUACAUAUGCUUGUACCGUCAAAACUGCAUGUUUUCUUACUGAUGUUAUACUCAAAAUGUAUCGAAACACGUUUUAUCUGACAAAAAUAAAAAUAAAUUUAAAUAUAAAAAAAAAAAAAAAAAACUAACACACUCACAGACACUCAGUAGCAGACACUCACUAACAGACACACAAUCAAUAACAGACACACACAAACUAACACACACACACACAUACACACUCACAUUUUUUUUUAUUUAAUCCCCCAUCCUCCCUACCUUUGGGAGUGCUGAGGGGAUUCCACCUUUCCAUGGGGUCCAAUGGGGCUGCUGGGUGGGCAGUCACUGCUGGCGUCGAGGGAGCACUGAUGCCAGAGCUGGAGUGACAUCAUAUUCCGGCUCCGGCGUCACUACGCGGCGUGCGAGGGAGCUGAACAGGAGAAUCAGUGCUCCCUCGCCGCCUGCAGUGACCGGCCGCAAAAUGACGCCACUGCCAGCCGCGGGGGAGAGUAGGGGGGGGGGGCCUGAUGUGGCCAGCUCCUGGGCCCCCCAGGAGAAGUGGCUGGACUGGCGUACAUACCGGGUCGCAGGGCGGCAGGGCCCCCCCGAGGCUUAUAUACGCCAGUGAUCCUACCUAGAUCCUGGAAAAAGAUGGCCUCUCAGAAAGCGAUUGGGAUAGUUAUACUGAGAGAAUGGGUGUGGCAAAACCGACCUCGCCACGUGUCCUUGGAGGGGGCUGCUUGCCCGCCUCUUGCCUUUGGACUAUGGCCCUGCAGGUUAAACUGUUUAUUUUCCCUGCAGAAAGGCUUAUUCGUGUGAUCUGAGUGCCAUUCAUCUAAUAAUGUGCAGUCAGAUCCAAGCUAUCUGGGGAUAUGUAGAAAUGUGUGUUUUAUGUACUAAAUGUGUCAGUAUGUAAUUUUAUGUCUUUUACUGUCUUUUUGUCUGCCAUGUGGGUAAUGGAGUUUGGCUCUGUCUUUGGAGAUAAUUAGAUUCCUUCUCCAAUUAUCUCCAGGGCAGAAGGGAGGAAGCCAGGAUGCAUUGUGGGGAUGUUUUACUUUUACUGUUUGAGCCAGGGGGAACAAAAGAUACUUUUACUAACUUUUGAACCCCUGGUCUGAUUCAUGCCAUUUUUUAAUAUGUUGUUCCCCUGAAUGGAUUGAUUGUGAAUAUGUAUUUUUAUGCGAAUGUGAUGUAUAUUUUGGGAGUUAUGAAUGUUGUGUAAAAACUGUAUUUUCCCUACCUAUGAUAAUUGUAUUUCCCUGUGUGUACAGAUAAUUAGUUUACAGGUAGAGGGGAGGGCUAUGUGUGGGAUGUAACUAUUGUGUGAUUGGUUAAUGUACGUUACUGUGUGUGUCCCUCCCCUUCAUGGGAGCACCUAAUAAAAAGGGCUGCAAGCUAGCAGCCAGAGAGUUCUAUUUUUACCCUCAACUUGAGUCCUGUCUCUUAUUGGGGGAAUCUGCUACAAGGGAUUGCUAGGCAUAUUCCCUUGCUAUAAUCACUGAGCUCUUGUAAGAGCUUGUUCCUGCUUCGUUCUGAAGGGAGAUAGCUGCAGCCUGCGGUGCUUAUGGUGUCUGGUGGAGUGCUUGGAGUCCUCUGGAAGCGCUAGGAGCAUCUUUCAACGGAGGUACCCAGUCGGGGUGCCAGGUGAUCCGUUACAUUGGUGGCAGCGGUGGGAUGGCAUCCUAGUGCGAGGAGAAGCAGCUCGGAGACACCGGUAACGUGUGGAGUUGUGCAGCGUCCUUAUCUUCAGCAACAUAAUGGAACCAGCAGUGGCUACAGCAAGCAUGGCGUAUAGCUACUCCGUACUAGAGUUUGGCACGAUGGUAGGGUUGCACCUGAAGUUUUACGGACCCAAUCCAGAGGAGAAAUACGUGCGGUUCGUGUGGGACAUGGUGACCCGGAACCUACAACACAGGGCGUUGAGGGAAGGCCAGUGGGCACGUUGGGAGAAACUCCAGCCACAGGUAGAGUGGGACGAGGAAGAAACCGAGGUGGCCGGUGGAGAUGGGACCGAGGUCUCUCUACCGGCCCUACAGGGAUGCUGGGCACCCGGCCCAGAUCCCCAGCGGCAGUAUGUUUUACAGGGAGGGGAGACAGUCGGUCUCACUCCCCAGCGGCAGAAUGUGUUAUUGGAGGAAGAGACAACCGGUCUCCCUCCCCAACAGCAACCAGAGGUACCCGAGGUAGAGGACCUCAUAGACUGGUCCUGGGAGGACCCCCUGCAGGCAGGUGGAGAUGGGACCGAGAUCUCUCCACCGGCCCUACAGGGAUGCUGGGCAACCGGCCCAGAUCCCCAACUAGAGCUGGAGUUACAGAAAGUGGAGAGCAUCGACCUCCCCCCCCAGCAGCAGCCGGAGUACCAGGGGGAGGUAAGUGAUAUUUCUCCUCCCCAGCCAACUCCUUUGUUCCCUGACCCCCCAGCAGAAGAGCUGGCAACUGGGCAGAGCGCCGCUGGCCUCUGUCCUCCCUUGUUUCCUUCCCCUGAGCCUGACUUUCUACAGGCUGCCCCAGCGGAAGGUGCCGUCCUUCCUCCCCAGCGGCAGUGCGUACCCCAGGGAGCUGAUGGUGUCGUCCGUCCUCCCCAGCAGCAGUGUGUAACCCAGGGAGCCGAAGGUGUCGUCCUUCCUCCCCAGCGGCAGUGUGUACCCCAGGGAGCUGAAGGUGUCGUCCUUCCUCCCCAGCGGCAGUGUGUCCUGCAGGGAGCAGAGACCGUCAGUCUCACACCCCAGCAGCAGGACAAAAUAAUGAAAGGGGAGACAGCUGGUCCGCCUCUCCACCAGCAGAGAGAGUGUCAGGGAGAGGAGCCUGUUAACCCCUCUCCCCAGCGGCAGUUGACAGUCCAGAGAGAGGAGCUUGUUGCACCCUCUCUCCAGCGGCAGCCUAACCCACCAAGGGGAGAUGUUGAGCCCUGCAACUGUGCAGAUGGGACCGUAGUCUCUGCGCUUACAGCCCAAGGGGUAGAGACGGUCGGUCCUGUUCCCCAGCCCCAGAGCUGUGUACCCAGAGGGGAGACGGUCGGUCUCCCCCUCCCACAACCAGGCUCCAAUCAGGCUACUUCGGUGGUAGCACUGGCACCAGGGCAGAGUACCGCUGGUCUCUGCCCACUCAGCAACCCACCAAGGCAGUCUACCAGCUCCCCACACAGCCGUGGUGAGGCACCUGGACAUGGACAAGUUGCUACUUUAUCCAGGUGGAGUAAACAUUUAUUGUGGGUGGGCUGUACUGCUGUUUGUGCUUCGUGGGUGGGUUGCUGGACUAACCAGGGCACUGACCGGCAGGAGGUCAGAUACCCUGUUAGUCUGGGGGGCAAAGGGGAGAAGUGUGGCAAAACCGACCUCGCCACGUGUCCUUGGAGGGGGCUGCUUGCCCGCCUCUUGCCUUUGGACUAUGGCCCUGCAGGUUAAACUGUUUAUUUUCCCUGCAGAAAGGCUUAUUCGUGUGAUCUGAGUGCCAUUCAUCUAAUAAUGUGCAGUCAGAUCCAAGCUAUCUGGGGAUAUGUAGAAAUGUGUGUUUUAUGUACUAAAUGUGUCAGUAUGUAAUUUUAUGUCUUUUACUGUCUUUUUGUCUGCCAUGUGGGUAAUGGAGUUUGGCUCUGUCUUUGGAGAUAAUUAGAUUCCUUCUCCAAUUAUCUCCAGGGCAGAAGGGAGGAAGCCAGGAUGCAUUGUGGGGAUGUUUUACUUUUACUGUUUGAGCCAGGGGGAACAAAAGAUACUUUUACUAACUUUUGAACCCCUGGUCUGAUUCAUGCCAUUUUUUAAUAUGUUGUUCCCCUGAAUGGAUUGAUUGUGAAUAUGUAUUUUUAUGCGAAUGUGAUGUAUAUUUUGGGAGUUAUGAAUGUUGUGUAAAAACUGUAUUUUCCCUACCCAUGAUAAUUGUAUUUCCCUGUGUGUACAGAUAAUUAGUUUACAGGUAGAGGGGAGGGCUAUGUGUGGGAUGUAACUAUUGUGUGAUUGGUUAAUGUACGUUACUGUGUGUGUCCCUCCCCUUCAUGGGAGCACCUAAUAAAAAGGGCUGCAAGCUAGCAGCCAGAGAGUUCUAUUUUUACCCUCAACUUGAGUCCUGUCUCUUAUUGGGGGAAUCUGCUACAAGGGAUUGCUAUGCUAGGCAUAUUCCCUUGCUAUAAUCACUGAGCUCUUGUAAGAGCUUGUUCCUGCUUCGUUCUGAAGGGAGAUAGCUGCAGCCUGCGGUGCUUAUGGUGUCUGGUGGAGUGCUUGGAGUCCUCUGGAAGCGCUAGGAGCAUCUUUCAACGGAGGUACCCAGUCGGGGUGCCAGGCGAUCCGUUACAAUGGGUUAUUCAUUAAUGUCAAACUGCAGCAACAAGUGGUGAUUUCAAACAAUUCUCAGCUGUAGUUACAGCUCUGUAGGGAAGAACCCUGAGAUAUUAUCAAUGAAACCAAGAGGGCUGCACUCACCUGAGCCAUCUUGGUUUCAUUUAUAUAUUUAGGAGUCCAGGCCAACUCCUUGGUUUUGCACCCCUCCCUGUCACAGGUGCCUCGUUCCAGGAUCCUAUUUAUCCUUGACCUGCAGAGAGUCCCAGGAGGAAAUAGUUCCUAAGUAAGUGGAUUGAUCUCAUGAGGGCAGGCAUUAGGCUGCUAGAGUUGGGCCAUUGACGUUGUGGCAGGCUUAUGCAAUGUAUGAUCAGAUAUUGUAACUAAACCCCCAUUAUUUUUGCCUAGAUUAGGUGUUUUUAAAUAAAACUAUUACAAUCUGUGAGAUUUAAGAUCAUUGUAUAGUGAAUGAGUGCGCUGGAUUGUGUAUUUUGUACCCUGAGAGAUUAUGUCAUUAUCGAUUACAAGGUGCUCUGGUACCCACUAUUAUUAGUAUUUAUAUAGAGCUAUAAUAUUCUGCAGUGGGGAGCAAUUUUAUUGGUGUGAGUCUUGAGUUCCUUGAGUCUGUUUGCCUUUUACAGCGUGAUUUUAAUGAUGUCUUGGGGGCGCAACUGCCAUGAAUAGAAGGUGCAUGAUGGGAGUUGCAGUCCAUGGCUGCUAUACUGCAAGAGUUGUCUUUGUCCUCCCAAGGAGUAAAUGUAACCAGGCAAACUUUUAUUAAAGGAGCACUAUAGGGUCAGGAACACAAACAUGUAUUCCUGACCCUAUAGGGUUAAAACCACCAUCUAGCCCCCCUGGUCCCCUCAUGCCUCCCUAACAAUAGCAAAAUUAUACUUGUAUUCAAGCAGGAAGCUGCUUCCUUCCUUCCACUGUUUCCUUUAGACCUGCCCACUGCCUGCUGACAUCAGCAGUAGUGGUGAUCUGAGCCAAUCACAACGCUUCCCCAUAGGAUUGUCUGAAAUUGUCAAGGGGGCAGAGCCAGCAUGAUUCAAACACAGCCCUGGCCAAUCAGCAUCUCCUCAUAGAGAUGAAUUGAAUCAAUGAAUCUCUGUGAGGAAAGUUCAGUGUCUGCAUGCAGAGGGAGGAGACGCUGAAUGUCAGUCACACUGUGCAGCACUGCCCCAGGAAGCACCUCUAGCAGCCAUCUGAAGAGUGGCCAGUGGAGGUAUUCCUAGGCUGUAAUGUAAACACUGCAUUUUAUCUGAAAAGACGGUGUUUACUGCAAAAAUCCUGAAGGGAAUGAUUCUACUCACCAGAAUAAAUGCAAUAAGCUGUAGUUGUUCUGGUGACUAUAGUGUCCCUUUAUUUAGCUCAGCAUGCUUUCUGUGGGAUUCAAUUUGGGGUUAUUAUCUGGCCAGUCUAGCAGUGUAAUAUUUUCCUGAAACCAGUUUUUGCACACAGCAGCAGCAACAUGACAAGGAGCUGAAUCAUGUAAAAAUAUAUAGGCUUCAUUAUCCUGGAUAAAAGUCAUGUGCCGAAGGCUUCAGUUUUGGCUCAAGUACAUCACUGAUGUAUGUCUUGCCAUUUACAGUAAAUCAAUCAGAAAAAAUCUGCCCACACCUUUCGCUGUCACUCGACGCCAGAUCAUAACACUAUCCAUAACAUAAUCCGAUAGAUUGUAAGUUCGUUUGAGCAGGGUCCUCUUCAACCUAUCGUUCCUGUAAGUUUUCUUGUAAUUGUCCUAUUUAUAGCUAAAUCCCCCCUCUCAUACUAUUGUAAAGUGCUACGGAAUCUGUUGGCGCUAUAUAAACGCAAUAAUAAUAAUAAUACUAACUGGAGGCUUCAUGGUGACUGUAAUGCAUUCAGGCAGAAAAUAAGCUCCACUUAUUCUUCUUAAAUACCUUAUUCUAUCACUAUCAGUUAUUGAUAAUCUAGUCUCAUCACUCCAGAUGACUUUAUCCAUUGUUCCAUGAGUUUAGCCCGUUCUAAUCUCUUCCUUCUCAGGCUGGGAGAUGGAAAUCGCUCUUUCCUUUGAAUUCUAGAGUUUAAACUGAAGCCUGAGUCGGCAGCUAACAGCCAUUUUAAAUUUUAUUAAAGGACACGGAGGCUCUUAUUAGGCUUAUCUCUUUCUUUUAUUCCUCAGCAGCAAAGAAAGCUAAGGUGUUUAUUUGUAGAAAAAAACAUACAUAAAUACCCUCACAGGGUUAACCUUACAUCAUUAUCUCUUAACCAAUAGGAACAGUCCAUCUCUGAUAUCCUCUCAUGUAACCUCCUCCUCUUCCUCUUUCUUUGCUGCUGCCUCAGCUAAGUAACACCUUCAUUUUUCCUGAUAUGCAUUGCUUAAUUUGAUUCUGUGAUUUCUGUUGAUUCUGUGUUGUUGCUGCAGUAUAAUCUCCUGACUACUGUGUUUUUCCCUCCCACUCUCAACCCUCCUGUGGGUUCACUCAGUGGGGAAACCCCUCCCACGCACCCCCGCCGGUUCCCCGACCCCAGGGCGGGUAUACCGGCUGUUCACCUCACUAUCGGGUAGUUGAUUACCCGUCCUCCCACCCGCGGCACUCGGGCGCUGGGCGCAGGGAAACCCCUGGGAACGGUUCAAACUGUUCCCUGACGGGGUUUUUUCCUCGGCGCCAGUGCCCGCGAGUGAGUGCCGCGCGCGCAUGCGCAUUUCCAGCCGCGACCCGCGGCGGCCAUCUUAAAGGGGCGGCAGACAUAAAUUUUGCCGCUCUUUUUUCCCCCUCAGCUCGCUCAGCCCAGCAAGAAGGGGCGAGCUGAUUGGUUUAGAGGUCUGCCUGUCAGCUUACCAGUGCUCCCAGAGGGCAUUCCUGAGGGAACACUCGGUAAGCUAGCAGUGCAGCCUUUUUCUGUCCUGUCUUUGCCUUGUCUGACUGUCUACCCUGCCCUGCAGUGUGUAAUUAACAGCCAAAGUUUUUACUGCCAGACUGUGUGAGUCCCAUUAUCCUGCCACUAAGUAUCUAACUAUGCAGGCCCCUAGUGAGCACCCUGUCUCUGGCCCCAGUGAUGGUGAGGACACCAACGCCCGCCACCAGACCAAGCUGUCUGAACCCCUAACCCUCCAAGGGGAUGCGGUGGCUCCGCUGGAGCAGCUGGACUCGCAGGAGUUCCACUCACUCCUGGACGCCACCAUGUCACGGUCGGUCACCCAAGCGAUUUAUUCUGCAAUGGGGGCUAUGUCUGACAAUCUCUCUCACUCCAUCACUACUGCUCUUAAGGCAUCCACCACCAAUUUGCCCCGCGCUAGAGCCGUGGCAGACGGGUCAUUACGCAGGGAAGGCCGGAAAGCCAUAAGCAAAACCCAUCACGUGCAAACUCCUACCUCCAAAAAAGAAUUGACAGACAGGGUACGUCCUGUCACCGCUGAGGUCGUGGGGCCCCCACGAAAGAGAGCCACCCGCCGGGCAAAAGCGGCGCGGACGUGGAAGAGGGCAAAAGCCCUGUCAGAUUCUUCCGACACUGAUUCGGAUAGUGAGGAGGUUUUGAACGAAUCCGACGAGAUCGACUCAAAUGAAUGGGAGGUCUCCUCCCCGGACCAUAGUCCGUCACGAGAUCCAAAUACCCUAAGGUAUGAUAACGCGGAUCCGUCCGCCAUUUUGGAUCCACAGGGCGAACCUCUGUUCGAUCCCGAUACAUUACAGAACCCUAGGUCAGCAGAGUGGUUCCCAACUGAGCAUGUGGCACGCUAUAUAGCAGCCAGAAUCCGUAAGCCUUUAGAUAAGGCCACCAGGAACAAGUUGCGGGCAGAAUGCCCACGGCCAACAGUCCCCGACAUGGCCUGUGCCACGCCGGAUAUAGAUCCCAAGGUAGCACAGUUCCUGGGAAAAACUGGCUGGAAGGCAAAGAAGGGAUUGGAUUACUCCCUACGCCACUGCCAGGACAAGGUACUCGAUACACUCGGCCCUAGUGCCAAAAUCUUCGAGCUGGUUGAAGCAGCCCUAACUGAGGGGGCACCGUUAGAUUUGCUAGCCAUUAGAGGCUGGGCCCAGAGGUCCAUUUGCCUCAUCGGCAACGCUAACGCCGCGCUAGCCACUGAGCGGCGCAAAACCAUUCUUAUGAAAAUUGAGCCCAAGCUCGUAAACAUGGCCCUCACCGAACCGGGGCCACAAGCCAAAGGUCUCCUAUUCGGAGACAAUUUCGUUAAGGAGUUAAGCACUUACGUAAGCACGUUUACGGCCCUAGACAAGGCACAGACAAGCAUAAAAAGAGUGUUCUCUCCCAGAGUUUUUGGUGGGGCCGGCAGACACCGGGGCCGUCUGCCCGGCCGUUCAUCCCGUGGUUCAUACCGGGGAUACCGAGGUCCCGCUACGGCUAGAUUUCAGCCGCCAGAAAACAGAGCACCCUCGCCCUUUUUUCCGGUCAGAGGCAGACCAUGGCGACCUCGAGGAACCAGAGGCACCUCAUACAGCCGACGGCCUUAUGGUGAGUGCAAUACCUUUCCCCUCCCCGGGUAUACACAGCGUAGGGGGCAGACUGUUACACUUUAUAGAGGUCUGGCAACACUUGACAACAGACUCGUGGGUCCUAAAUACUGUAGUAGGGUACCGCAUAGAGUUCGUACAACCCCCUGUCCAAACUACCUGGCCACACCGAAUAACAUUCUCCUCACACGACAGGGACCUGGUGACCAAAGAGAUCCUCUCACUCCGAGAAAAAGGCGCAAUAUUUCAGGUUCCCUCACCCUUCCCGGGGUUCAUGAGCAAUCUAUUUCUGGUACCCAAGAAAGGAGGCGGAGUCCGCCCAGUCAUCAACUUGCGGCCCCUAAACGCAUUUGUCCGAUACCGCCAUUUCAAAAUGGAAGGUAUCCACUGCUUACGAGACCUGCUCAGAGUGGGGGACUGGAUGGUCAAACUAGACCUGCAAGACGCCUACCUCACGAUCCCUAUAGCGGAAGAAUGUCGCCACCUACUCCAAUUCCAAUGGCAAGGAGCGACAUGGAGAUUCCAAUGCCUGCCCUUCGGACUCUCAUCAGCCCCUUGGUGCUUCACCAAGCUCCUAAAACCAGUGGUCGCGUUAUUGCGCAGCAGAGGCAUACGAAUGAUCAUAUAUCUGGACGAUAUGCUGCUCAUGGCGCACGAGGCCUGCCAACUCCGACAGCAUCUAUCCUGGGCAUUGACCCUGUUAAGAAAUUUGGGAUUCCUCAUCAAUUGGAAAAAAUCGGUACUUACCCCAUCUCAACACAUGGAAUUCCUGGGAUUCCACAUAGACGCAACGACCGGGACGCUCAGUUUGCCAACAGACAAAGUCAAGAGCAUAAAAAAGGAGAUCCGCAGAACACUGACAAGACCAGUGUUAACUCUGCGACAACUAGCCAGGGUACUUGGACUCCUAUCAGCCUCCAUCCAGGCAAUCUUCCCGGGGCCUCUACAUUACAGGGCUCUGCAAAGGCUAAAAGCCUCACAUCUACGCUCGGGGCACUCAUACUCCGACUCCGUCCCACUCGACCACGAGGCCAAGCAGGAACUCACCUGGUGGCUGCAUCAUAUGGAAGCAUGGAACGGCAGGGCUAUCUUCGGAACUGCCCCGGACUUCACCAUAGAGUCCGACGCGAGCACACACGGUUGGGGAGCGCGCUGCGGGCCUACCUCCACCGGAGGCAUCUGGUCACGCUCAGAGAAAGAAUUACACAUCAACGGCCUGGAACUCAUGGCGGGGUCAUUCGCCCUGAGAAGUCUCCUCGGAGCCGCAACCAACUGCUCCAUUGUCCUGCGAAUGGACAACAUAUCUGCAGUCCGAUACAUCAACCACCUCGGUGGCACAAAGUCAAGGAUCCUGGCGGACUUGGCCAAAGACUUUUGGCAACAUUGCCUGGCACGCAAUAUUUCGGUACAAGCGGAAUACAUCCCGGGCAUGUCCAACAUAGUGGCGGACUGGUACUCCAGACAUCUGCGAGACACCAGCGACUGGCGGCUAGACCGCAGUGUGUUCUUACGACUUCAGACGCUCUGGGGCCCGAUGCAAAUCGAUCUCUUUGCGUCUCGUUUGAACUCCCAAUUGCCAACAUUCUUCAGCUGGAGGCCGGAUCCAGACGCCCUGGCAGCGGACGCUUUUUCUCCAACACUGGCCACACAACAGAUUGUAUGCAUUUCCUCCGUUCUCCCUCACAGCUCGAACACUGGUGCACCUCAGGCGGACUCAAACGUCAUUGGUCCUCAUAACCCCGUUUUGGACAGCUCAGCCGUGGUUCCCCACACUCAUGGAGAUGUCUAUAGACCUGCCGAGACACUUACCAGACGUCUCAUACCUUUUAGCAGAUCCAGAGGGCAAACCACACCCCCUGUUGGUACGGGGGCAACUCAAACUUUUAGCAUGGUUGCUUUCAGGGGACCAUGGAGCGUCCCAGAGGUUCCACAGGAAACUAUCGAUCUACUGGCAGGAGCUUGGGCGCCUGGAACGAGACGCUCCUACCUCUAUGCCUGGAACGGAUGGAGUAGUUGGUGCAUGGAACAGCAGGUGGAUCCCAUAUGUGCUCCUAUAAAUUACCUGUUGCGUUUCUUUACCAACCUAUACAAUCAAGGUUUGGCCUAUCGCACCAUCAACGUGUACAGGUCUGCAAUCUCAGCGGGACACCGGGGAAUAGAUGGGACCCCAGUGGGCCAACAACAAUUGGUAUGCCGUCUCCUUCGAGGUAUUCGGUUUGCUCGUCCACCGCAACCCCGAUACACGUCUCUAUGGGACGUCAACUCAGUUUUACAACUGUUAGAAACUUGGCCACACAAUGAGACACUCACACUGAAACAACUGUCAGCAAAACUAGUCAUGCUCCUCUGCUUGAUCUCUUGUAAGAGAGUGUCAGACGUCAGGGCGUUGGACGUUGAUGCAAGAUCCUUUACUCCCACGGGGGUUUCAUUCAACAUCUCCAGACGUACAAAGUCAUCAAUUACCUCAGUUUCGUAUCCAGCAUUCCCGCAUAACCGUAAACUCUGCCCGGUGGUUUGCUUGAAGGAAUACGAGACAAGGACCCUGGAAUUCAGAAACCCGAGGCACCCGGAAUUGUUUUUAGCUAUCAAACAACCACACCAUCCCGUAUCCACGGUAACUCUCGCCAGAUGGGUGAGAUGGAUAAUGGCCUUAGCCCACAUAGAUACAACUGUAUAUGGUGCACACUCUACCAGGGGGGCCAUGGCUUCAAAGGCUUUUAAUUUAGGUUGUAAAUUGGAAGAUAUCAUGAAAACAGCAGACUGGUCUAGGGCAUCGACAUUUAAGGAAUACUACUUUCGACCUACAGAACAUGUGUCAAGUUUAGUUAUUGCACAGCUUUAAACUAGCCUAAUAAGAGCCUCCGUGUCCUUUAAUAAAAUUACCAGAUUUUACUAAUUACAUGACGUAAAGUCAUGAUUUUAUAAAGGACACGGAGGCGAGUAUUAGCCCACCCAGGGCAGAUACAACAAAACAUUUGUAUCCCAACCCAGGUACGUAAUAGGGACUUUUUUUCGUUAAAUGAGUUAUCAUUGAUAUAAGGUAUAUGUGUUACGCUAUGGUAAAUCUAUCAAACAAGGAAUGAUUGCAUGUUUAAUAUAUGAUUGAUUACAUAAACAGCUCACCUUUUAAUACCAUAGUAAGAUGAAAAUAGUUGGCAAGGACACGUUUUACCAUUUGUUUUCUUUGUCUUUCCAGCCUGAAACACAGCUAAAAGAUACCCACUGAUGACGAGAAAUAAUCUCGCAGUUUUGAGAGGAUCAGUUUCGGAAGAUCCCGCGUUAUUUGUGGACGGAUUCAACUUCAACGUCAAGUAUCCAGUUGUCAACCGUUUGUGUGUUUUGGUUAUAACGAAUUUUGUUACAUACUAAUGGUGAUUUGUUCGCUUCGGCAUCAUCAAGAAAGAGGAAGAGGAGGAGGUUACAUGAGAGGAUAUCAGAGAUGGACUGUUCCUAUUGGUUAAGAGAUAAUGAUGUAAGGUUAACCCUGUGAGGGUAUUUAUGUAUGUUUUUUUCUACAAAUAAACACCUUAGCUUUCUUUGCUGCUGAGGAAUAAAAGAAAGAGAUAAGCCUAAUACUCGCCUCCGUGUCCUUUAUAAAAUCAUGACUUUACGUCAUGUAAUUAGUAAAAUCUGGUAAUUGUCUCAGAUUAUUUUCUUCUGUCACUUAUAACACAGUUUUAAAAAUCUCUUCUAUCACUUUGAGUUGUUGCGCACCUUUCCGGCCUUUACCAGUUUGGUUUUGAAUUGGCCGUGUCUGCAGAUAUCUCCUGCCCAGUUUAGAAAUACCUCGUUUGUUACAUUUUCACAUAAUUGUGGCCUUCUUCACAUUAACUUAUUUGACAUCAUGUUCUAGGUGACCAGUCAAUUCUCUCUCCCCCUGCAGUUUGUUAUCUCGCUAAGUUACUCACCUUAACCCCUUAAGGACCAAACUUCUGGAAUAAAAGGGAAUCAUGACAUGUCACACAUGUCAUGUGUCCUUAAGGGGUUAAAGGGACACUAUAGUCACCUGAACAACUUCUGCUUAAUGAGGUUGUUCAGGUGAGAACUAUAGCUCCCUGCAGCCUUUGUCAUGUAAGCACUGUAUUUUCUAAGAAAAUACAGUGUUUACAUUGAAAGCUAGGAACACCUCCAGUUGCAGUCAAUCAGAGUGAACCAGAGGGACUUCCGAGUUGAUGGAGGCAUAAUAUGUCUCCAUCCACUCAGAUCUGCU
Molecule: messenger RNA, 15444 nt
Organism: Pelobates cultripes (western spadefoot toad)
Lineage: Eukaryota; Metazoa; Chordata; Amphibia; Anura; Pelobatidae
Source: the annotation of a GenBank genome assembly